UUUUUUAUUUGGAGUACGUGGAUAACAUAUUUGUUUGGCGUUGAAAAAUCCUAGAGACAACACAGACCUCGUCGUUGGACCUAACGUUGUUCGCAAAGUCAGGGUCGUUUUAGUCCAACAAAAACAUUUUCAAAUUCCCAAAUUACCCCUUUCGUGACUGACUUUUUCCAUCCAUAUCCCUUCAUUUUAAUUUAUUUUAAUUUUUACCUAAGAAAAAUAAAAAUUUCAUUUUUAUUUUUUUUAUUCCCUUCAAUUUGUGGUAAGAGGGUAUAUUCUGGGUUUCGAUAAUCGAUGCUCUUUGGUCACAGAAUUCUCCAUCUAUAACUCUUCUCAUCUUAACUACAAAAAAGUUCAUAUUAUUCUUUGGACGAGUUUUGGUUUUUUUCCUCAACAGGGUAAGAGGUUUCUCUGCGGCCUGUGAAGGUGCUGGAAAUUGUCAAUAUUUUUCCCUAAAUAAAUGAUAUUAUAAUCAAGAUGUGGUGAUGAUGGUAUUUAGUGGAUGACUAAUUCCACUUUUAACCGGAUAUCUCUAGUUGAUGUUUUGAUUACUGUAUAUCACAUUAGCUCUGAUUAGUGGGUACUGAAUGACUCAAUGGCCAGAGUUGUUUAUUUUCGCUAGGUGUUCAAGUGUAUUCUGGAGAGUGAGUUAGCUUUAGAGAUCUUGGUUGUUGAAAUUACCAAUAACAGGUUAAUAUAAUAUAACAGCCGAGCCAUUGGAGUCAUCUUACAGAUUUAAGAUAAAAUCUUGUGAAAGGUAAUAAACAUAUACUUGGAGUGUACAUUUUGUAAUAAUGGAAGUAGCUAUUUGUCCACAUGCACAGAAGCAGAAUUCGCCGACAACAGGUCGCAAAGGUAGUCCUGGAUCCCAAAAAGAUUUGUGGCUUGUUGUGCGAGAAGGAUCUCUGAAUGAUGUAGAGUCAGCAUUGACAUCAAUAAAAAAGAGUGGGGGCAAUAUCAAUGCGAGGAAUACCUUCGGGCUUACUCCUCUUCAUGUUGCAGCUUGGAGAAACCACAUUCCCAUUGUAAGGAGGCUUCUUGCGGCUGGUGCAGAUCCUGAUGCUAGAGAUGGAGAAUCAGGAUGGAGUAGCCUUCAUAGGGCUCUGCAUUUUGGUCAUCUUGCUGUUGCAAGCAUCCUUCUUCAGCAUGGUGCCUCGAUUACAUUGGAGGACUCUAAAUCUCGAAUACCUAUAGAUCUCUUAUCUGGAAACGUGUUUCAGGUUGUUGGAAAUGAACACAGUUCAGUUGCUACUGAGGUAUUUAGUUGGGGAAGUGGUGCAAAUUAUCAGCUUGGAACUGGAAAUGCACAUAUUCAAAAGCUACCAUGCAAAGUUGAUUCACUUAAUGGCUCGAUUAUUAAGCUGAUUUCUGCGGCGAAGUUCCACAGUGUUGCACUGACUGAUCGUGGAGAAGUGUAUACUUGGGGAUUUGGAAGGGGCGGCCGUCUUGGGCAUCCUGAUUUUGACAUACAUAGUGGUCAAGCUGCCAUCAUCACUCCCCGCCAGGUGACUACUGGUUUGGGUUCUCGCAGAGUUAUGGCAAUUGCUGCAGCGAAGCAUCAUACUGUUAUUGCUACUCAGGGCGGGGAAGUGUUCACUUGGGGAUCCAAUAGAGAGGGGCAGCUAGGGUACACUUCUGUUGAUACACAACCCACACCUCGUAGAGUAUCUUCUUUGAGGUCAAGAAUUGUUGCCAUUGCUGUAGCAAACAAACACACGGCUGCAGUUUCUGAUUUAGGUGAAGUUUUUACUUGGGGUUGCAAUAGAGAGGGUCAGCUUGGUUACGGCACCUCUAACUCGGCCUCUAACUACACCCCACAUGUGGUCGAAUCCUUGAAGGGAAAGACCUUGACCAAAGUUUCUGCUGCCAAAUAUCAUACAAUUGUAUUAGGAUCUGACGGAGAGGUAUUUACCUGGGGUCAUCGACUUGUUACUCCAAAACGUGUAGUGAUUACUAGGAAUUUAAAGAAAAGUGGAAGCACUCCUUUAAAGUUUCAUCUCAAGGAACGACUUCAUGUAGUUUCUAUAGCUGCUGGAAUGGUACACAGCACGGCUCUUACAGAAGAUGGUGCAUUAUUUUAUUGGGUCUCAUCAGAUCCUGAUCUUAGAUGCCAACAGUUAUAUGCUAUGUGCGGAAGAAAUAUGGUUAACAUAUCUGCUGGAAAGUACUGGACUUCAGCAGUUACAGCUACUGGUGAUGUUUACAUGUGGGAUGGGAAGAAAGGUAAGGAUAAGCCGCUUAUUGCAACUCGGAUGCACGGUGUAAAGAAGGUUACUUCAGUUUCAGUUGGCGAAACACAUUUAUUAAUUGUGGCUUCCCUUUAUCAUCCUGCCUAUCCUAUCAACAUGAUUGAUAAUUCUCAGAAGCUCAAGUUGAAUAGCAGAAAUAGUACGGAAGAGUUAAAUGAAGACAUUUUAUUUGAAGAUACUGAUUCCAAUAAUACAACAUAUACGGUUCAAAAUGAUAAUCUUAGACAGAGAUCUACUCCUAGCUUAAAAAGUCUUUGUGAAAAAGUUGCAGCAGAGUCUCUACUGGAGCCACGGAAUGCCAUACAAUUGCUUGAGAUUGCUGAUUCUCUUGGAGCAGAUGAUUUGAAGAAAUAUUGCGAGGACAUUGUUAUGCGCAACCUUGAUUAUAUAUUUUCAGUUUCAACACAUGCUGUAGCAACUGCAGCACUAGAUGUUCUUGCGAACCUUGAGAAAUUGUUCGACCAGAGAUCAUCUGAGCCUUGGAGUUAUCGACGACUCCCUACCCCAACUGCUACACUCCCUGUCAUCAUUGACAGUGAAGAGGAUGAUAAUGAGAUAGAGUAUCAAAGGACCUGCGACAUACCCACAAAAAUGUCUGCACUGAAAUUGGAAAGACAAGAUUCCUUUCUACAGCCCAAGGAUGAUUCUGAUAGUGAAAUCUCCAAAGUAGUUCGUGCUAUAAGGAAGAAGUUGCAGCAGAUUGAGAUGCUUGAAACUAAGCAGUCUAAAGGACAUCUUCUCGAUGACCAGCAGAUCGCAAAACUUAAGUCUAAACCAGUACUUGAGAGCUCACUUGUAGAGCUAGGUAUUCCUGUCGAGACUUCACAGAAUAGAGAGUCAUCUUCUAUGCUACCAGAAGGGAAAGGUAAUAAGAAAGGUAAAUCAACAAAAAAACAAAGGAAAAAGAGUAGCAACAAAUCAAGCAUAGAGCAGACAGAAACAGAAUCUGUUUAUUCUAAAAGUGAAGUGAUCCCCGAGUCUGAAGACCUGCUGGAUAUUGACAUCCUGACCUCUCCUAAUUCAAAGGUGGAAGAGGAUAUCUGUAAACAUUCAACAGCAGACCAGGGUGAAAAAGAUUUAACUUUUGUUGUACAGAAGAAAGAUGCUUCAGAGUUGCUGAACGGCAAGGGUCCGUCACCCAAGGUCUCUAAGAAGAAGAACAAGAAGGGUGGUCUUUCUAUGUUUCUGAGUGGUGCUCUUGAUGAAGCCCCCAAAGAGGUGUCUCCCCCUCCACCACCGACACCAAAAAAUGAUGGUCCUGCAUGGGGCGGGGCCAAGUUUUUGAAGGGUUCUACUUCUCUUCGUGAAAUCCAGGAUGAGCAGAGCAAAAUAAUGGGUAACAAGCCAGCUGGGGUUAAAGACAAGGUGGAAGAUCCUACUGAUUUUGGCAGUGCGGGGAAAAUAAAGUUGAGUUCAUUUCUUCAUUCUAGCCCGAUACCUGUUGUGACAACUCGAAGUCCUCAGGCAUCUGAUGGAGAUAAAAACACCCCUCCUUGGGCUGCUCCAGUAACCCCUCCUCAAACCUCUAGGCUGUCUUUAAGGGACAUCCAAAUGCAACAGGUCAAGAAACAGCAAGGCCUAUCCAGCAGUCCAAAAACUAGAACUGCUGGAUUCACUAUAGCUACUGGUCAAGGCUCGCCAUCCGAAGCAACUGGGAUGAACCGUUGGUUCAGGCCCGAAGUUGAAACACCAUCCUCGAUUCGUUCGAUUCAAAUCGAGGAAAAAGCUAUGAAAGAUCUCAAACGUUUCUAUACCAGUGUCAAGAUUGUCAAAAAGCAGCAAUGUUAAGUCUCAUUUCAGUGAUUAUUGUCUACCCUUUCUUGCUCCAAACCAAUGACUGUAAAUUAGUCAGUAGAAGAUAUAGUUUUAGUGUGUACAUUUUCUGUAUUUUCUUAACUAGAGUUGUAUCAUAUGAUCAAGGUUUUUCCAUUUACUCAUUUUCAAUUGUGUCUCAUGUUUUGAGACUGGUCAAAUAAUUGGAGUAAGCUAAGUUGCAGUCAAGGGUAGACAUGGUUGGUUACAUAUUUUCCUUACUAAAAUUACUUCCAAAGGCUCAAGAAUGUCAGAAUAAGAGAAUAUACUCAUUUCCAAAAAUAAGGGCUUUGUAUUUUCCAUACAAUCCCAGCUAGAACAGUGACCCUUUUGUAGUUCCCUAAAGUUGUUCCAUUUAUUUGAGGAAUAUUAAGACUUUGGAGUGACCACAACUGUUCAUACUUUUUAUAAGCUCUGUAUGCACACAACUUGCAACACAAAUUUAUUAAUUUAUUUGUUUUUAACAA
Messenger RNA from Trifolium pratense (red clover), 4525 nucleotides. RefSeq lists its product as uncharacterized. The coding region runs from base 792 to 4034 and encodes 1080 amino acids. Lineage: Eukaryota; Viridiplantae; Streptophyta; Magnoliopsida; Fabales; Fabaceae. Gene Ontology annotation, molecular function: protein binding. The record is from RefSeq and is a predicted model, not a curated record. The transcript is spliced from 11 exons.